AUGCUCGUCAGAGGGUGGGCCCCACAGACCGCCAUCCUGGCUCAUCCGGCCGUGGGGGCAUUCCUGACGCACUGCGGGUCGAGCUCUCUGCUGGAGGCGGCGGCGGCCGGCGUGCCGAUGCUGACGUGGCCGCUGGUGGUCGACCAGUUCAUCGAGGAGAGGCUGGUCACGGACGUUCUCAAGAUCGGAGAGAGGGUGUGGGACGGGCCACGGAGCACGAGGUACGAGGAGCAGCAGAUGGUGCCGGCCGCGGCGGUGGCGCGGGCCGUGGCGAGGUUCUUGGAGCCUGGGGGAACAGGGGAGGCGGCGAGGGCUCGAGCGCAGGAGCUCGCCGUGAAGGCUCACGCCGCCGUGGCGGAAGGCGGGUCGUCGUACAAUGAUCUGCACAGGCUUAUCAGCGAUCUGAUGGAAACACGGAAGAUCUAG
This is a messenger RNA of Triticum turgidum subsp. durum (durum wheat), 426 nucleotides long. Lineage: Eukaryota; Viridiplantae; Streptophyta; Magnoliopsida; Poales; Poaceae. The record is from the annotation of a GenBank genome assembly.